AUGGCUUUAAACGGCAUCCAGAUCGUCCUCCGUGCGUGGCAGUUCUUAUGGACUCUCCUCAUCCUUUCCCUUGUUGGUAACAUGAUCUCCGAAGCUUUCGCUGGAAACCCAAGCUCGAUCAACUAUACCAUGUUCGUAGCGGCUUUCUCGAUGCUUUCACUACUCUACCUCAUUCCGGCUUCUUUCAACCCAGACUGGGCCAUUCACCCAGUCAUCAUGAUCGUUGUUGAUGUCUUGAACUGCCUCCUGUUCUUCUGCGCCGCUAUUGCGCUCGCUGCAAAGUUGGGGGCUCACUCGUGCAGUAACGCACGUUACAUUCUACGCAAUGAAAUCACCAACGGUUCUCUCAACCCGGCAAAGCGUUGUCGCGAGGCCCAGGCCUCGACUGCCUUCCUUUGGUUUGCCUGGGCGGGAUGCAUGGCAUCUGUAUUUAUCUCGAUCAUGAUGGCCCGCUCCGCCAAUGUUAACUUGCGCGGUGGUGGUAGUCGCGGUCGCUCUUCCAGCCGUCGGCCUGACAUGGCUCAGGUCUAA
Molecule: messenger RNA, 531 nt
Organism: Penicillium taxi
Lineage: Eukaryota; Fungi; Ascomycota; Eurotiomycetes; Eurotiales; Aspergillaceae
Product: MARVEL domain-containing protein
Exons: 3
Coding region: 1-531 (176 amino acids)
Biological process (GO): eisosome assembly; protein localization to plasma membrane
Cellular component (GO): plasma membrane; eisosome
Source: RefSeq, a predicted model, not a curated record